This is a messenger RNA of Oryza brachyantha (malo sina), 2671 nucleotides long. Its product is annotated as death-inducer obliterator 1-like. Gene Ontology annotation, biological process: mRNA alternative polyadenylation. Gene Ontology annotation, cellular component: mRNA cleavage and polyadenylation specificity factor complex. Lineage: Eukaryota; Viridiplantae; Streptophyta; Magnoliopsida; Poales; Poaceae. The coding region runs from base 114 to 1928 and encodes 604 amino acids. Gene Ontology annotation, molecular function: mRNA binding. The transcript is spliced from 2 exons. The record is from RefSeq and is a predicted model, not a curated record.
GUUGAGCUCGUUUUUGCGUUUUGCCCCUCCUCCUCCUCCUCCUCGCGCUCUCCCCUGACCUCCCUUGUAGAUCCAGCCCUAGCUAGGGUUUGCCGCCGCCCGCCGCCGCCGCCAUGGAUCCCGACGGCGACGGCUCGUUCCACCGCAACGAGGCCAUCUCCGCCGUCCAGGACGUGGACCAGUACUACGGCGACGACGACGACUACGACGACCUCUACAACGACGUCAACGUCGGGGACGGCUUCCUCCAGUCGUCCCACCCGCCGCCGCAGUCCCAGCCGCCCCCUCCGCCGGUUGUGCAGCAGGCGCCGCCGCCGGUUCAGCAGCAACAGCCGCCCCCGUUGCAGGCGCCGCCGCCGCAGCAGCCGCAGCAGCAACAGCUGCAGGCCCCCCCUUCGCUCCCGCCUCCUCCGCCGCAGCGGCAGCCGGAGAAGGUGCACAUCCCCGGAGUUGCGGCUGUCCCCGCCCCCGUCCCCGACCGGCCCAACCCAGCGCAUCUCCCGCCGCAGCCUCAGCCUCCGGUGGCCGUGGCGCCUCCGCCGCCUCCACAUAACCAGAUCCAGCCUGGAGGAGGCGACGGUUUCCACCGCCAGGGAGGGGGAAACUACGGCGGGGGGCCGAUUGUGGUUGGGAACGGUGGGGGCGGCGAUGGCCCGGGGGGCACGACGCUCUUCGUAGGGGAGCUCCACUGGUGGACGACGGACGCCGAUCUAGAGGCGGAGCUGAGCAAGUAUGGACAGGUCAAGGAGGUGAGGUUCUUCGACGAGAAGGCGAGUGGGAAGUCUAAGGGAUACUGCCAGGUUGAUUUCUAUGACCCUGGAGCUGCUGCCUCUUGCAAAGAGGGCAUGAACGGCCACUUGUUCAAUGGACGCCCCUGUGUUGUGGCCUUUGCAUCGCCUCACACCGUGCGCCGCAUGGGGGAAGCUCAGGUGAAGAACCAGCAAUCGAUGGCUCAGCAAAACUCAGGUGUGCAGAAGGGUGGUAGAGGAGGUGGUGCAGCUGGAGGUCCGGGUGGGGCUCAGGUUGGUGGGAAUUAUGGUGGUGGUCGUGGAGGCGGAGGAGGUGGACCGGGUGGUGGUGGAGGUGGAGGUGGUGGUGGGAACUGGGGAAGGGGCGGCGGGGGGAUGGGGGGUAGAGGUCAACCUGGGAAUAUGAGGAAUCGGAUGGGUCCGGUUGGUGGACGUGGUCUAAUGGGGAACGGAGGGAUGGUAGCUCCACCACCACCUAUGCUUCAUCCUGGGGGCAUGUUAGGGCAGGGCUUUGACCCAACUGGAUAUGGUGCAGCCAUGGGGAGGAUGGGUGGCGGGUUUGGCGGGUUCCCUGGUGGACCUGGGGCUGCUCCAUUCCCUGGCUUAAUGCAGCCAUUCCCACCUGUAGUUGCACCUCAUGUAAACCCAGCAUUCUUUGGGAGAGGAGGUGGUAUGGGUGCCGGUGGUGUUGGGAUGUGGCCAGACCCAAGCAUGGGUGGUGGUUGGGGUGGGGAGGAACAAUCAAGCUAUGGUGAUGAUGCAGCAUCAGACCAGCAAUAUGGUGAAGGUGGGAGCCAUGGUAAGGAGAGGCCGCCAGAGAGGGAAUGGUCGGGGGCAUCGGAGAGGAGGCGGGAGAGGGAGAAAGAUUUGCCCCCACCACCAGACUGGCCAGAGAGGAGGCACCGUGAUGAACGGGACGUGGGUCGGGAACGGGAGCGGGAGAGGGAGAGAGACCGAGAUAGGGAAAGGGAAAGAGACCGAGACAGGGAAAGGGAAAGAGACCGUGACAGGGAGAGGGAACGGUACCGGGAUGAUAGAGAUCGCCAUGGUGAUUAUCACAGGCAUGGUAAGCGUGAGUCAGAUCGCAAUGAAGACUGGGACAGGGGAAGAUCAUCUGGACGGCGUAGCAGAUCAAGGGAGGUUGACCACUCAAAGCGGCGGCGGAUGUCGCCUGAGUAAUAAUAUUGUAUGGCAUAUGUUUAGUGUAGGGGUAUCGGCAAUUCGCGGCGGCAUCUUUUUUGCACAUGCCCUUUGGUUAGCGAAUCAGCUUGCAACUGUCAACUGUUUACUGCUUAUAGCAUCGGUGGAUUUUACCUGCCUGUCUCCAAGGAUCUGUUGUAGCAUUAAUUGAGAUUUAUAAAAGCAGUUGGAAUAAGUAUGGCUGUGACUUCGACUUCCUGCCUUCUCUGAUUCAAAGAUGUAGCUGCUGCCUCCGUACCCCUACCAUUAACCAUAAUAUAGUGCUCAAGUGACAUAAUGUCAUAAAAACUGUCCAUGUAUCGUGAUUCCCCUAAGUACUCUCCUUAAUUUUGUUUCUUGUGGGGGAUGAGAGAACUCUGUACUAUUACUUUGUAUUAGGAUGAUCCUCUGGUCUGUUUUGUGAGUUGUAACUCGUGACUUGGCUUUGCUCAGUUUUCCCUUCUGCUGAUGGCGGACAGAGGACUCGACAGUCAACAUUCCUGUGGUCCUUCACUGAAGGUAGCUUGGGAAUGUCUGAUUUUGCUUGUUUUUAUAUGUUGUGUGUAUCAUGCCAAUCAUGAGCGCUUUUUCUGUAUCUGACCCCCAAAAAAUGCUGUUUUUGAUGUUGUAACUCUAGAAAUGUAACCAGGCAGAGAAUUCUGUUAGGUUUGUUAGAUGUCUGAGAACACCAACUGUAUAUGCGCUCUUUAUGUUGGUGGUUACACACUUGAUAGUUGAUUCCA